Molecule: messenger RNA, 366 nt
Organism: Rangifer tarandus platyrhynchus (Svalbard reindeer)
Lineage: Eukaryota; Metazoa; Chordata; Mammalia; Artiodactyla; Cervidae
Source: the annotation of a GenBank genome assembly
AUGGAGUAUGAGAAUCUCUGGAGCGAGGCUGCAGAAUUACUGCUUGGCAACUCGGUCAUUAUGGCAAUCUCAAAAUCCAGGGAGUUGGACAGUAACCAGGAUGGUCAUGUGGACAUCCGUGAGUUGCGCCAGGGACUGGCCCCGCUGGGCGGGGGCGACCCGGACCGCGACGCCCAACAGGGCAUCUUCCCUGAGGGUGAUGCUGUCCCAGAUGGCGGCCUUGACCUGGAGGAGUUUAUCCUCUACCUGCAGGAGCAGGAGCGGCGCCUCCUACUCCUGUUCCACGGUCUGGACCGCGAUCAGCAUGGUCAGAUCGACGUCUCUGAGAUCCAGCAGAGUUUCCGAGCCCUGGGCACUUUCAUCUAG